CGACACUGCAACUAGAACCAAACUGAACAACUCCUUAACAAGCAGGAUGCUGAGAUUUCGUCUCGCUUUAACGCUUGUCAGUGUUCUUAGAGCAUCAUUGCAGGCUGAUGGCAUUGAUAUACACCUUGUUAAUGGCAAAAACCCUGCUCUGGUAGAGUGGAGGUCCUUCAUAAUUUCCAGUGGGGAACAGUGUGUGGUGAUUACUGGGAUCUGACAGAUGCACAAGUAGUGUGUAGGCAGCUUGGUUGUGGUGACGCUGUCAGUGCAUAUCAAGAUGCCCACUUUGGUCCAGGAAAUGAUCCAAUAUGGCUGGAUGAUGUUCACUGUUCUGGAAAUGAAGGUGACAUCAUAAAUUGCCGUCAGAAUAAUUUUGGAGUCCACAACUGCAAGCAUAAAGACGAUGCUGGUGUUACUUGCUCAGCUUAUAAUCAGAUCAGGCUGGUGGAUGGUCCAAGUAACUGUUGUGGUCGAGUGGAGAUCCAGCACAAAGCCCAGUGGGGAACAGUGUGUGAUCAUUACUGGGACUUAAAGGAUGCAGAGGUGGUGUGUAGGCAGCUUGGAUGUGGUAAAGCCGUCAGUGCUCCUCGUAAUGCUCGCUUUGGUCAGGAAACUGAACCAACCUGGCUGGAUGAUGUUCAGUGUACUGGAACUGAGACUGCAUUAGAUCAAUGCUCACACAGAGGAUUUGGAGUAGAGAACUGUGGACACCAUGAAGAUGCUGGAGUCGUGUGCUCAAACAUGCAGGCUCCUACAUUGACUCAGAUCUCUCCAAACUCUGUGGUAUCAAUUGGAGAAGUCCUUCAGUUCAGAUGUUCCACACCCAGCCCAACAUGCAUUUCUGUAGACUUCAGUUUAUAUAAAACUGGAACAUCAAUAAAGAAGCAAACUGCAGAGUCUACAACAACAUUUACUCUGACUGUAGAAGCCUCACAUCAGGGCGAGUACACCUGUGAUUACACAUACAGGGAAACAUCCUCCACUUCAUCCAGGAGCAGCUCCAUUAGCAUUACUGUGGUCAACCUGCAGCAGCCCAAUAUCUCCUUCAGUGCUGCCAGUGGUUCAUUCCACUGGGGAUCUGAUGGACCAGAGGUGACAAAGGGCUACAGCUUCUCUAUUAUCUGCUACACUAAACCUCAGCAUCCAGGAGGGUCCUUCCAUUUAAAGUUAAGUGGAUCCAACAUCACCAAAACUGAAUCAGCUGUUAACCACUCAGCCAUCUUUCAGUUUCCUCAGGCAGAUUUUGUCCAUCAGGAAAACUACAGCUGUAUUUAUGAAGUUAACGUGUCUUCAUGUACCUUUACCUCCGCUGCCACUGAGCUCCUGGUCAUCACUGUGAAAGCAUCUCUGCUUCUCUACAUUAUUGCUGGAGUCACAGCAGGACUGCUUCUCUUCUUAGUUCCAGUCAUCAUUUGCUUUGUGAAGAAGCAAAAAAGAAGAAAGUUUCAGCAAAGUAACAGGAACAAUAAUCAGUGUGCCAAAAACACACGUGCAAGUCUCCAAGAAGAAAUUGAGGAAGAUGGCGUUCAAGCUAAUUAUGAAAAUUCAAUAUCUUUUUUCCAGCAGGAGAAGCAGGAGAAGGAUUCAGAUUGGGAUAAUGACUUUGAUUCUUCUGAUGAUGAACAAAGAUGUGACAUGAGUAAUGUCUAUGAGCUAGUAAACUUUUACACCAACUGUGUAGCAUAGUGUCUAAUAUCCACAGGCCAGGAACAAUUAUUUGGUUAAAUUAGAUAAUUUCUCUAUUGAUAGAAUAUUAUUGCCAGUUAUAAACAUUUCUAUUAACAUGAACUUCAUGAACAGUUUUUUCCUUACUUGGAAAUCUGUUAAGAUAUAUAGAUUUUUUUAGAUAGAUAAUUUGCAAAUCUCAUAAACCCGUAUUUUAUUCACAACAGAAAACAUAUAAGAUGUUGAAGUUUAAGGAAAUGUAACAUUUAUGGAAAAUAUAGAUAAUUCGGAAUUUGAUGGCGCAAACACGUUUUUAAAAAGUUGAGACAAAAAAAACGGACAACAAAAAGAUGGAAAAGUAUGUGGUACUCAAAAGAAACAGCUAGAGGAACCAUUUACAAGCAAUUAGGCAACUGGUCAGUAACUUGAUUAGAUUAAAAGAGUAUACAAUAUAGGCAACGUCUCUUUGCAAUGAUGGGCAAUGGCACUAUAAAUACUGAAAGGUAUAUACAGGUUUUAGAGCAGCAUUUACUUUUAUCUAUAUGACAUUUUUGAGCAAGACAAUACUAAAAAACAUAUUGCAUUUAUUACAACAGCAUGGCUUUAUAGUAGAAGACGACUGUGGUAUGUAUGUAAGUUGUAGGCAGUGAAAAUUCUCAGAAGUUAUUG
Molecule: messenger RNA, 2331 nt
Organism: Silurus meridionalis
Lineage: Eukaryota; Metazoa; Chordata; Actinopteri; Siluriformes; Siluridae
Exons: 8
Coding region: 739-1683 (314 amino acids)
Source: RefSeq, a predicted model, not a curated record